UCCAGCCCCCUCGGCGCCUGUAGGUGUUGUUGUUUACAGGUGUCGGUGAUGGCGUCUGGGCCUGCCUGUGUGCCUGGCCUCGGGCGGCGGGCGUGAGGCUCGGGCCCGGCAUGAGGAGAUGGAGGGCAUUGAGUACAGCACCCAGGCCUUCGAGGAGCUGUAUGAGGUGUACGAGGACAUCGGCAGUGGACAGUUUGCAGUUGUGCGCCGGUGUGUGGAGAAGGCAACCCGCAGUGAAUAUGCUGCGAAGUACAUCCGCAAGCGCCGGGUGGCCUCCUCCCGCCGGGGGCUGCCGCUGGAGGUCAUUGCAAGGGAGGUGCGGGUCCUUCAGAGGCUCGACAACCACCAGAAUAUCAUCUCCCUCCACCAAGUGUUCGACAACGCCCAGCAUGUGAUCCUCGUCCUUGAGCUGGUGCGCGGGGGGGAGCUGUUCGAGCGCAUCAGUGAGCGCGAGCGGCUCUCUGAGGAGGAGGCAUCAGCUUUCCUCCACCAGAUCCUGCAGGGAGUGAGCCACAUGCACUCCAAGGGCAUCGCUCACCUCGACCUUAAGCCGGAGAAUGUUCUACUGCUAAGCAAGAAUCGGCAGAACAUCAAACUCAUCGACUUCGGCCUGUCACGGGAGAUCACGCAAACUGAGGAAGUGAGGGAUUUGAUGGGGACGGCAGAGUUCGUGGCCCCGGAGAUUGUCAACUAUGAGCCGCUGUGCCUUGCUACUGAUAUGUGGGCCAUUGGGGUCAUUACAUAUAUCUUGCUGUCCGGUGCAUCGCCCUUCCUCGGGGACACGCAGCAGGAGACCUUCAACAACGUGACAGCGGUGGACUACUCCUUCGACGAGGAGUACUUUGGUAACACCUCGGACCUUGCCAAGAACUUCAUUACCAGCCUCUUGAUGAAGGAUGCGAGGAAGCGCAUGACAGCCGACCAGUCCCUGAACCACCCCUGGAUCAGCCCCCAGUCCAGGCAGCAGGAGGAGGAGCGACGCCAUGCACAAACCAACAUAGACAACUUCAAGUCAUACCAAGCCAGGCGUCGAUGGAAGCACUCGGUCAAGGUGGUAACGCUGUGCAACCGGCUGUCCAGGAGUGCCAAACUAAGGAGCCAGAGUGCCGAGCUGCUGGACACACGCUCCAGUGCCAUAACGCUACAGGAAGACCAGGACUCCAGCUUUGUGCUCUCAGCGAUGGUGGCGGCGGUGGAGGAGGGGAACCUGCCGGGCCUGGAGAAGCUGUUCAGUGUGGCCCAGAACAUCGAUGUCAACAUGGCCAACAAGCACGGAGAGACAGCCAUCCACUUGUCAUGCGGUCUGGGCCAGCUGGAUGCCCUCAAGUUCCUAGUGAAGAAGGGCGGAGGGCUGGAGACCACAGACACCCAAGGGGACACACCGCUCCAUUGGGCUGCCCGCCAAGGCCAUGCACACAUCAUUGCUUACCUUAUUGAGCAAGGAGCACAAAUCAACACACAGAAUAAGAAUGGGGAGACCUGCCUGCACGUGGCCUGCCGGUACGGACACACCAUGGUCGUGCAGAACCUGUGUCUCUGCAACAUGAACAUCGACCUCCAGGAUGACCACGGAGAGACGGCGCUGCACAUUGCGGUCUGGCACGGCUUCCCUCGCAUCGUCCACCACUUGUGUUCCGCCUCGGCCAACACGGAGCUGACGGACAAGGAAAGCCAGACACCGCUACACGUGGCCAGUGGACGGGGCCAUGUGGAGUGCGUGCGUGGCCUGGUGGGUGCCGGGGCCUGUGUUGACGCUCAGGACGGCCAUGGAGCCACGCCCAUCCACCACGCCCUGGCCCGACACCACAUCCAGACGGCCAGAAUCCUCCUCCACGCCGGGGCCAACACUGAUAUUACUGAUGAUGUGGGCGAAGCACCCAUCCAUAUAGUGGCGAGGGAGGGGCUUCUCACCCUUGCCCAGACCCUGUGUGCCUUCGGGUGCAGCGUGGAUGUACCCAACAAGGCGGGAUUGUACCCACUCCACCUGGCGGCCAAGAACGGACACACAGAACUGGUCAGGUGCUUGUGUCUGGCUGGGUGCACAGUGGAGCAGAAGAGCCGCGAGGGUAUCCUGGCAGAGGUGUCGGCGAUGGCGCAGGGAUACGAUGACAUUGCAGACCUCCUCAACAAGCUCAGAGGGGAGCAGCAGCGAGAAGAGUACAUCCAACAGCUCAUCCCCAGUCCAGCCUCCAUCCCACGCAUCAAAGUCAAGUUCCUCGGGCACUCGGGAGCAGGCAAAACGGCCCUCGUGGACACCCUCAAGACCGGGUACUUCUCCUCGUUCUUCCGGCGCAGUAAGAGCAACACCUCCACCACCUCCAUCAGCUCCGUGGGGAAGAGCUCCUCCACCAUGAAGGGCCACUUUGAGAUGGAGUCACCGCUCAGCUCCCGCCAGAACUCCCUCACGUUUGAGCCCUGCGAGAACUACACUAAAGGCAUCGAUGUUCAGCAGGUGAACAUCUCCGGGGUGGGGGAGCUGUCCCUGUGGGAGUUCUCAGGCCACGAGGCGUACUUCCCCGUCUACGAUCACUUCAUCGGCAACACCUCCUGCGUGCACCUGGUGGUGUUCUCCCUCAACCAGCCCUUCGACGUGCAGCUGCAGCAGUGCUCCUUCUGGCUGUCCUUCCUGCAGGCACGCAUUCCACCCAUGGAGCCCCUCAACAUGCGCGGUAAGCCCAGCAAGCCGGCCAAGGUGGCGCUGGUGGGCUCACAUGCUGACUCUGCCCAGUGCCACCGCAACCUGCAGGGGGAGUUUGUUGCGCCUCAGGUCCACUUGCUGCAGGAGAAGCUGCUUGACCUGUUUGGCGAUGUGUUUGAGGUGCACGACACAGUCUUCGUGAUGGACGCCACCGCUCCGGGGUCAGCCGCCGUCCGGGCCCUCAAGCAGUACCUGGCUGACUGCAAGGCCAAGGUCACCCAGGGCUGGAGCGGGGCCAGUGUGGCGUAUGCUGUGGGUGCGGCAGUAAGCGGGGAUGGCUAUACAAUCCUUCAGCCUGACUCGUGUGAGGGAGUGCCACGGGUGACGGGCUUCCUUGGGGCGGUUGUCACCACCCUGGCGGAGUGGAGAGGCUCACUGGGGGAGUUCCCGGUGGUGUCCUGGCCGCAGUUUGUUGACGUGACUCACCAGCGGGUCAACCCUCUGGCCGGGGAGGAGCAUCUGAGGGAGGUGGUGCAGCAGCUUCAGUUGAUGGGCGAGGUUGUGUACCUGAAGGCUGAGGCACAGGACCUGGUGGUGCUGGACCCGGCAUGGCUCACCCACCAGCAGAUUGGCCACCUGCUCUCCACACAGUACGCAGCCCAUGCCAGGGUCACAGGCUGCUACACCGUUGAUGACUUCCAGAUGAGCUUCCCAGAGUGUGAUGCUCUGGAUCUGCUGCAGGUGCUGGAGGCCUUGCACCUCUGCACUCAGUGUGAUAAUGACGGGGAGAUCGAGUACGAGUUCCCGUGCUUCAACCAAGUGGAGACGCUGGACGGACUGUGGGAGAAGGUGGACCCACGUUACACGGAUGGGGUGUAUGGGGGGGUGCGCCUCCGCUCCCCUGCCCCCACACAAUACAUCCUGCCACCCAUCUAUGUCCGACUACAGGUUCAGCUGAGGCGGUCAUGGCAGGAGUACCCCGAGAGGGACACUGACCUCUACCAGUGGUGUGGGGGCUCCAAGUUCUGCUCCGGCCCGCUGGAGGCGCUGCUCACCCUGGAGGAGGGCGGGGAGGCCAUCGAGCUGAAGGUGCGAGGGCCUCCAGAGUCGGGCCCUGUCGCCUUCUUCUUCAUGGAGGAUCUCUUGGCCAUGAUAGAUCAGGUGCUGGUGGAGAUGUGCCCCGGCCUGGUGUUGGAGAAGCAUGUGUUGAGCUCUGAGCAGCUGACCUCACACGCAGCCACUGUCUACGCCUGGCCGCCAGCUGACAUCUACACGUCCCUGCUGGGUGGUGGUGUGCAGGCCACCCUCGGGAACCCCAUCACAGGGAAGGAGGAGGCGUUCACCAGCCUUGUCUGCUUCAGCUCUCAGGAUGUGGUGACCAGCCUGGUGGUUGGCGGGGACAUCCACAUCACUAGUCUGUGCACCGUCACCGUCCAGCGCCUGGCAGCCCUCAUGGACCCGCCACACCCACGUGGCUCAGACUGGUGUGUGCUGGCAGUGAAGCUCGGCCUGCAGCAGCUCCUCCCGUCCCUAGACACAAGUGGUGGUGGUGGUGGUGGUGGUGGCGGCGCCCAGCACUCCCCCACUGCCACCCUCCUCCACUCCUGGGGCCAGAGCUCAGGGGCCACGCUGGGCAAGCUUGUGACCGAGCUCCGAGGGAUGGAGAGAGAGGACGCAGCUGUCGUGGUGAUGUGCGGCGCCCCCCUCUACCAACUCGCACCUCCGGACGAAGACACAACCUCAGACUCCCCUCCCAUAUCCUCCACCUCAGCCACCUCCACCUCCAACCUAUCCAGAUGAGGAGGAUCAGAAUCCCCUCCCGUCACCUGGAUGAAACCACACCCACUUUGGUGAUGGGAAGAGCAAGUCACGUUGAUGUUGGCUUCUCACGUUAGUAACUUAGUCUCUCGUUUUUUCCUUGUAUUACUUUGGUGAUUUAUGUGCGGAGGGUGAAUGAGGUGGUUCUUCAUGUUGUUAUAUAUUUGAAUUCUUGGUGCAGCACAAUGGUGGCUUCAGGCAAGUAGUUCUUUAUUGUUUCCGCUGUGCAUUAGUGGCUUGAAGCACGUCGCAUAUUCACUGGAAAGUAUGGAGCUCUGUUACAUGAGUUUUCUAGGAUUCUAGCAGGAAACUGGGAUGGCUGUUUUGUUUUAGGAUACCCCGAAUGUUGCAUGAAGCUUCUCAUACCACCAGUGCAACAGUCAGACAAGGCAAGUGCUGUCUGGUAUAUUCAAGGGGGAGGAUGAAGUUCUAUUACAUGAGUUUUCAAGGAUUCUAGCAGGAAACUGGGAUGACUGUUUUGUUUUAGGAUACCCCGAAAGUUGCACGAAGCUUCUCUUACCACCAGUGCAACAAUCCAGACAAGGCGUAUGCUGUCUGGUGGGGUGAUACGUGCCAAGUCUUAUGUAUAUUUUAAUUGUGAUGCAUUUAAAAUUUGAACCCUGUGUGGAUGAUUCAGUACGUCACUUCUGGGCGAGCGUCCCAAAAUUCAGUGAUAACUUUUAUAGCGUAACUUUCGCUUCUUUUUACUGUAGGAGAAUCUGCUGACACUAAAGCUUCUCUUAAGACUUAGUGUGUGUGUGUGUAAGUCCAGCCUGCACUUCUGCCUGCCUAGUAAGAGUGGCAGUUAGACUUUAAGAAUCGCCUAUAGGAUAUUUACGCCACUCUGACCUCACUGCAUCAUUACUGGCCCAACACUACACAGACCUUGGCCCAUACUCGCAGACGCUUCCGGCUCCCACAACAAACAUUUUCAAACCCCACAAAGGAGAUAAGUCUGAUUUUCACGAGCUCACAUUCAUGGUAUACAGAAGGGUUAUCAAGCUAUCACUAGGCUCGUAAAACUAUCCAUGGAAGUACCCGCGACCUCUUCAAAAGCCACAUUCAUGGUGUACAGAAGCAUUAUCAAGCUAUCACUAGGCUUGUAAAACUACCCAUGGAAGUACCCACUACCUCUACAAAAGUCACAUUCAUGGUAUACAGAAGCAUUAUCAAGCUAUCACUAGGCUCGUAAAACUACCCAUGGAAGUACCCGCGACCUCUACGAAAGCCUUAUCAAAUGUGGGUGUGUGAGCUCCGAAAGGUUUGUGAAUAUGGGCCCUAGACAGCUGUUGUGUUAGCCCCUGAAUAGGCCAGCAAGCCUCUGUGUCACCCACCACAGCAAUGCAUUCCACUACACCUUAGGAUUCAUUUCGUUAUGUUUUCCUGUAUGGACCAAAGCGCCUCCUCAGAGCGUUGUGAUAUUAGCUGUGAGAGCCUGCCUAGGACCUUAGCAUCAGCCCGCCAGCCAUGCCUUAGUGAGACCCCUGCACAAAGCUGUUAGUGGACUCUGUAGUUGCUUUUGAUACAGAUCCCGAAGGCCGACUGCUAGUGUUCCCAGGCGUCCACCCAUUUCACUCAUUUGAGGCCCCCCUUGAGGUUCUUGAAGGCGGCGUAAACUGUAAACUGCGGUGGGGAUUGAGGCCUUUCCAUUGAUGUUCGUUGUUACUCGUCCCACUUCACUAUUACCAUCACGUCACUUGUCCAUUGAGUGUACGUGUGUGUGUGUGUAUUUCGUUUCUUUCCCUUGGAGUUUUCUUAGGUAUUAAGUGUGUAGUGGUGCUCCAGCCUUACUUUGUGGUAGUGACUUAGCUAGGGUGGUGUGUUAGUGUGGGUUCUGAGUAGCUUUUCUAUCGACACUGACUCCAAACAUGACAGUAGCUGGUUAAACUUAGCAUUCUAGUCCACUUUAGUAUUAAUGGCAGAAAAAAGAGAGAGAAAAAUCACUUACUAAUAAUAUUUCUAGUAACUGAGGUUGGCACAGUUCUUAAACUCACUCCACUCUUUGUAAAAACACUGGAUAUUUCUGGUAAGCUAAGUGGGGAAGGUUCUAAACUCAUUUCACUUUGUACGUUUUAAGCUGUUUCAUAUCGGGUUUAGGGGAAGAAACUUAUUAAGUCGAGUGUUUACAACGAUAUUUUAAGCAUGCUGAUACGUGGAUAUUUCUGGCAAGUUAAGUUGGGAAGGUUCUAAACUCAUUUCACUUUGUAUUAAACUGUUUCAUAUCGCAUUUAGGGGAAAAACCAUUAACGUUGAGUGUUCACGAGCAUGCUGGUAGCUGGUUAUUUUGCCAGGUUAAGUUGGGAAGGUUCUAAGCUCAUUUCACUUUGUAUUAAACUGUUUCAUAUCACGUUUAGGGGAAGAAACUUAUUACGUUGAGUGUUUACAAGGAUAUCCUAAGCAUGCUGGUACGUGGAUAUUUCUGGCAAGUUAAGUUGGGAAGGUUCUAAACUCAUUUCACUUUGUAUUAAACUGUUUCGUAUCGCAUUUAGGGGAAAAACUAUUAACGUUGAGUGUUCACGAGCAUAUCGUAAGCUUGCUGGUAACUGCUUAUUUUUGGCAAGUUAAGUUGGUAAGGUUCUAAGCUCAUUUCACAUUGUAUUAAACUGUUUUGUAUUGCAUUUAUGGGAAGAAACUUAUUACGUCGAGUGUUUACAAGGAUAUCCUAAGCAUGCUGGUACGUGGAUAUUUCUGGCAAGCUAAGUUGGGAAGGUUCUAAACUCAUUUCACUUUGUAUUAAACUGUUUUGUAUCGCAUUUAGGGGAAAAACUUCUUAUGUUGAGUGUUUUCGAGCAUAUCUUACUUAAGCAUGCUGAUACGUGGAUAUUUCUGGCAAGUCAAGUUUGUAAGGUUCUUAACUAAUUUCACUUCAUGUUCAGAUGUUUCGUAUCACGUUCAGAAAAAAACUAAUGACGUCGAGUGUUUACUAGCAUACCCUGAGCAUGCUGGAUGUUUCUGGCAAGUCAAGUUAAUAAGGUUCUAAACUAAUUUCCCUUAUUAACACGUUUUGUAUCACCCUUAGGAAAAAAACUUACUACUUUGAGUGUUUAUGAGCAUAUUUUAAGCAUGCCGUUCAGUGGAUAUUUCUGGCAGGUUGAGUUGAGUAAGAUUCUAAAGCUCAUUUCACGUCGCAUCAAGAUGUUUCGUACCGCGUCUAUGAAAAAACUAAUUACGUCAAGUGUUUACGAGCAUACCCAAAGCACCUUAGUGUCACCUGGCGGCCAAGACAGGUGGAGGUGUGCCAGGCUGUCAGGUGGUGAGUUAUCUUGGGCCACCAGAGGAUUAGAUUCACCCGCCACUGUGUCACUCCUGCUUAGCGAUACCGAGUGAAAAACAGUCUCAGUGCUAGCUAAAAAAGAUGUGAUUAUAUAGGUUAGAAGUCUUUGUUUUUGUAUUUGCUUGUAUUCUAGGGGAGUGUGUAUGAUUAGGUUAGGUUAGGUAAGGGUAUGAUACAGUUGGCCCUUCAUUUAGCGCGUUUUUCUUUAUGGACUUCCCGGUUACAUGCCCUUCACACACACACAAAAGUCCCACCAGUCACAAAAUGAUAAAUCCCUUUGAAAUAACACCUCCAGUUAGCCUGAAUUUCUUGGGUACUUAUUUUGUGGACUUCUCUGUAACAUGCCCUUGAGCUGUCUCCCUUCACACACACACACAAAAGUUCACACCAGUCACAAAAUGAUAAAUCCCUUUGAAAUAACACCUCCAAUUAGCCUGAAUUUCUUGGGUACUUAUUUUGCGGACUUCUCUGUAACAUGCCCUUAAGCUGUCUCCCUUCACACACACACACACAUGCAAAAGUCCUGUCAGUCACAAAAUGAUAAAUCCCUUUGAAAUAACACCUCCAUUUACCCUGAAUUUCUUUGGUACUUAUCUCGCACUAAAUCAAGGGUCUACUGUAGUGUGAAUGGUUUUAUGCUGCUUUGAUUUCCCACUUUUUUAGCUCUUAAGGGAGACACAAAGAGCUCCUUGAUGUGAUUGCAGGUGAGGUGGUUCCUAAGCCAUGAAGGAGAUGCUAAGGAACGCCUAAUUAAUGAAGACAACCUUUUUUCCCCUCUUUCAGGUGUCCCUAACUCUAUUUAUUCUUGGUGCCAUUUAGCCUUUACAAUUUUUGGAUAUGAUUUUUUUAGUUUACUCAAGAUUGCAGCUGUGAUUUUUCCAUAUCAUCUGAGCACUGUAUGUUGUUAUUUUUGGUAGUAUAGUUUUACACAUGUUCGUAAAUAUAUAUCGUCACGUAACAACCCGGUGAUGUGCCCCGGGGCUGAUGGAUGCAGUGGAGGGUGUGUCAGGAGUUCCCAGCACACGGUACAUUACAGGAGAACUGCCAGCCCUGUUUUGGUGAACUUAUUUAAGGCUUUGUGUUCAUGUCGAGAAUUAUUCCAGGCAGAUAAUUUUAAGCCGUUCAUUCGUAUUUGUUGUUUUAUGUAGCGGUAAGCCAGAGAGGGCGUCGAGUAGUGUUCACAGAGUGUAUUGGUGAAGCAGUAAACACAAAGCUGUCCGGAGGUGGCACUGUGAACUUUGUGUUGUGAGGCGACGGCUCUGUGAGGGUGGCUGUCCUGGCCUGGCUGGGUCGGCGCCCGCUCGCCCGCCUCCCUCAAGUUGUGAUGAGGUCGUGUGUGUUGUCCUUACGUUAUCAUCGUUGUGUUCCGUGUUCAAUAAGGUAUUGGGUUUAAAGUUACAGAGUUUUACUUUUUUGCUUUGCAUUUUAAUGGAAAAGCAUAAACAUGUGCUUCAAGAUUUUGUGGAGUUUUCAUGUCUAUGUUAAAAAGAAUGUUUCCUGGUGCAUGUGAAAAGAUAUUUUGCUUUUGUCACAUUCCAUUACCUUUUAGUGUGUCUUGUCUUAUGUCAGUGUGUCUGGGUGCCAUAAGCACUUAUUUAUUGCUUUUAUACACAUUAAAUGAAACAUAUUUA
Eriocheir sinensis (Chinese mitten crab) is the source of this 9361-nucleotide messenger RNA. RefSeq names its product death-associated protein kinase 1-like. Gene Ontology annotation, biological process: protein phosphorylation; positive regulation of apoptotic process; intracellular signal transduction. The record is from RefSeq and is a predicted model, not a curated record. Bases 119 to 4438 code for a protein of 1439 amino acids. Gene Ontology annotation, molecular function: protein serine/threonine kinase activity; RNA binding; protein binding. The transcript is spliced from 30 exons. NCBI's taxonomy places the organism in Eukaryota, Metazoa, Arthropoda, Malacostraca, Decapoda, Varunidae. Gene Ontology annotation, cellular component: nucleus.